Dermochelys coriacea (leatherback sea turtle) is the source of this 2074-nucleotide messenger RNA. RefSeq names its product pyroglutamyl-peptidase I like (gene PGPEP1L). Lineage: Eukaryota; Metazoa; Chordata; Testudines; Dermochelyidae. Gene Ontology annotation, cellular component: cytosol. Gene Ontology annotation, biological process: proteolysis. Bases 511 to 954 code for a protein of 147 amino acids. The record is from RefSeq and is a predicted model, not a curated record. The transcript has 5 exons. Gene Ontology annotation, molecular function: pyroglutamyl-peptidase activity.
UAGAUAGUCACUCUGCUCAAUUAAGGGGAGAAAAACCCAGUGGAUUACAACUGUGCUAUAAAUAACUUGUAACAAGUAGACAGGCAACAAUUUAGUCCAAUUAAUUUGUGAGCAUUUUUCUGAUCUAAAAUGUAGCUGAACAUUUUAUAAAAAUGUUUUUCAGCCUCCUCUUUGUUUCUUAAACAGAGUUUUAAGACUUCUAAAAAAAGAAAAAGAGAAAAGAUAAAGCAAACUUCAGGCAGUACUGGUCAGACCUCUGUCUAAACAGAGACAUAAUAAUUUAUACUUUGAAAGAGUUAUGUGAUUCCCAAAUCAUCUCCGUCACAUGAAUCCAAACUUGUCUCAGUCUGACGAAGUCUCUUUCACUAUCCAAUAGGAACCUGCAUGUUUCAGAAUGGAUUGGGAAAAAAGGGUGUUCCAAAUCAGGCAGAUUAGUAUAGAUUUAUGAAUUACAAUACUGUUGUUUAGAACUGAAAGACUACUGGAGUUCACGUUCUGGAGCUAUAUGUCAUGGAUUCAAAUUCCAACACUGUGGUUGUGACUGGCUUUGGUUCCUUUCGACAACACCUUGUUAACUCUAGCUGGGAAGCCGUGAAGGAGAUGUCCAAGUUAGGCCUUGGUGAAAACAUAGACCUACACAUUAUGCAACUGCCAGUGGCUUACCGAAAAGCAAAGGAGCUUGUCUGCAAGAUAUGGGGGACUCUUCAACCACUACUUACUGUUCACAUUGGACUCGCUUCAUCCUCCAAAGCAAUCAUCAUCCUUGAACAGUGUGGGAAGAACAAAGGCUACAAAGAGAUGGAUGUUUGUGGUUUUUGCCCAGAAGAUGGCUGUUGUUUGUUAGAUGGCCCAGAAAGGAUUGAGUCUACAAUUAAUAUGAAAACUCUCUGGAAAAACAUUUCGGUGGAAGGGAUUGAUGUCAUCUUUUCCAGAGAUGCAGGAAGGGAAAAAUAACUAUGGGACAGAGGCAAGAGAAGAUAGUGGGACCUAAAACUACACAAGCAAAAAGCACUACAAACAUUUUUUUUUUAAUCUCCAGUCACAACGAGCAAUCAGUAUAUUUUAAUUUUUUGUUCUUACUCAAAAAAAUUUAACAUUUCCAUCCCAGAACAACCUCUUUACUGCCAUCAUUUGGUUGGAUCAGUGCUAAACAAGGGGUUAGAUGCUAUAACUAACUUUAGAUGAGCAAUUGUUAUGGCUCCUUUUAGACUUACACCAUGGUCUCCAACACACCCUCUUUAAAUCCUACCUCCUUGCCCACCAUAUUCAUAAAGCUUCCUCUGCCAAACAAGCAAGCUACUAUUCUCUUUUGUGCUGAAGUUUGGUCUAUAGUCUGAGCAACAAGCUUGUAUUUGUACAUGUUUCCACAGCUCCUGCAUUUAACUGUUUGCUAGCAAACCUGGUGGCCCCCACCCACUUGAGGGCACUCUCAUCCUCCCUGCAUGAUCUCCACAGCAUGCUAUCAUUGAGGUUGCUGGCAAAUCGGGGAGGGGAAGGAGGAGAUCUUGAACAAGGUGCAGCCCAGAAAUGUGGCCUUUCAACAUCUUCUAAUAAGAAGGCCUAGUAGCUGAGGUCUGCUAGAUCAGAAUGUUGAAUGGCCAUCUACAUAAAAACGCCUGGCACGGACAGCUCAACUGAUGUAGACUAAACAGCUGUUGUUCAUGGGAUGGAAGGGUUAAAAUAUUCAUUUUAAAAAAUAGAGACCCAAAAGCCUGGUGUCCGCUGUUGUACCCAACAAUUAAAAAAAUAUAUAUAUAUGCGUGUGUCACAACCAAAAUAAGAGGCAAAGGAAGGAGUGGGGUCUGACUCUUGUACAACGAUGAAUAUGAACACUGAACAAGAAUGUACUCAAUAUGUAACCUUUUUUUUCUGACCUGAGUUUGUAUCGUGCCUUGCACUGUAACAGACUCACGUGCUGCAUGGGCAGAGGUUAGCGGAGGGAGGGAGGGUAUGGUUAAAACCACCACUACCACAGCACCACUGGAGUGCUACUGGUUGUGUACCCCUUCUCCCCUAGUCCCUUCAAGAGCUCUGUAUCCCACACAGCCAAGAUGUUGUAAAACAACUAAUGGGG